AUGGGAGCGAUACUCGUCCUCGAUCAGAAUAACAAAGCGGGUGGUGUAUCAACCGCGGUGGGAGCAGAGACUUUCGCGCAAUUAAAACGACCGGAAGUAAUAAUUAACCAGCAGCCUUGGGAAAGGAUAGACGACGGAAACGCGGAUGACGUGAAAAUGGUGCAACGAGCUGGGAAGAAAAAUGGCAAGGGGACGAUCAAGUCUCGACCGUUGGAUACUAGUCCCUGCUCGAGGAAGAGGAAGAGGAAGCAGAGAGAGCGAGAAGCGAGAGCGAAGCUCGAAGCGGAGAAGCAGAAGCUUAAAACGGAAGAGGAGGAACGUUUACGAAAAUGGGAGGAAUGUUGGGAGAGGAAGCUUCGGGAGCAAGAAGAACGAGACAACGUCGAAUGCUGCAUGGCCAAAGGCCUCUGCUCAAAGCCGAGAACUCGAUCGAACAUCUGGGUCAACGUGUCCCGCGACAGAUCCAUUCAGACAAUACACAUGACCUUCAAGCACGCUCCAGUCCCAAGACCAAAGCCUCCACCUCUACCACCACCGAAGACAUCCAAGCCACCAAAGACAUCCGAACACGUAUCCACAGACAGAACCUCGGGAAAGAGAAUCGACAAGAAAAUCGGUACCAGAGGUACCAAGAAGAAGUAA
Messenger RNA from Hylaeus volcanicus, 642 nucleotides. RefSeq lists its product as uncharacterized. The transcript is spliced from 4 exons. The coding region runs from base 1 to 642 and encodes 213 amino acids. Lineage: Eukaryota; Metazoa; Arthropoda; Insecta; Hymenoptera; Colletidae. The record is from RefSeq and is a predicted model, not a curated record.